GCCCGCCGCCGCCGCCCCGACCAUGUCUCGGAUCGAGUCGCUCACGCGCGCGCGGACCGAGCGGAGCCGGGAGCUGGCGAGCAAGACCCGGGAAAAGGAGAAGAUGAAGGAAGCCAAGGAUGCCCGCUAUACCAACGGGCACCUCUUCACCACCAUCUCCGUCUCGGGCAUGACCAUGUGCUAUGCCUGUAACAAGAGCAUCACAGCCAAGGAGGCCCUCAUCUGCCCAACCUGCAAUGUGACUAUCCACAACCGCUGUAAAGACGCGCUCGCCAACUGUACCAAGGUCAAGCAGAAGCAGCAGAAAGCUGCCCUGCUGAAGAACAACACCGCUUUGCAGUCCGUCUCCCUUCGCAGUAAGACCACCCCCCGGGAGCGGCCAAGCUCUGCCAUCUACCCCUCCGACAGCUUCCGGCAAUCCCUGCUAGGUUCCCGCCGCGGCCGCUCCUCCUUGUCGCUAGCCAAGAGUGUCUCCACCACCAACAUCGCUGGACACUUCAGUGACGAGUCCCCCCUGGGGCUGCGCCGCAUCCUGUCCCAGUCCACAGACUCCCUCAACAUGCGGAACCGAGCCCUGUCCGUGGAGUCCCUCAUGGAUGAAGGUGCAGAGGUGCUCUACAGCGAGCUGAUGAGUGACUUUGAGACAGACGAGAGGGACUUCGCAGCCGACUCGUGGAGCUUGGCCGUGGACAGCAGCUUCCUGCAGCAGCAGAAGAAGGAGGUGAUGAAGCAGCAGGAUGUCAUCUACGAACUCAUCCAGACGGAGCUGCGCCACGUGCGGACGCUGAAGAUCAUGACCCGCCUCUUCCGCACGGGGAUGCUGGAAGAGCUGCAGCUCGAGCCGGGGCUGGUGCAGGGGCUGUUCCCUUGUGCGGAUGAGCUCAGUGACAUCCACACGCGCUUCCUCAGCCAGCUGCUAGAGCGCCGACGCCAGGCCCUGUGCCCCGGAAGCACCCGCAACUUCGUCAUUCAUCGCUUGGGUGACCUGCUCAUCACCCAGUUCUCAGGUCCCAGUGCGGAGCAGAUGCGUAAGACCUACUCGGAGUUCUGCAGCCGCCACACCAAGGCCUUAAAGCUUUAUAAGGAGCUGUAUGCCCGCGACAAAAGGUUUCAGCAGUUCAUCCGGAAGGUGACCCGCUCGGCUGUGCUUAAGCGGCAUGGGGUACAAGAGUGCAUCCUGCUGGUGACCCAGCGCAUCACCAAGUACCCGGUGCUCAUCAACCGGAUCCUGCAGCACUCCCACGGGACCGAGGAGGAGCGCCAGGACCUGACCACGGCACUGGGGCUGGUGAAGGAGCUGCUGUCCAACGUGGACCAGGAUGUGCACGAGCUGGAGAAGGGAGCCCGCCUGCAAGAGAUCUACCACCGUAUGGACCCUCGGGCCCAGGCCCCGGUGCCUGGCAAGGGCCCAUUCGGCCGAGAGGAGCUUCUGCGGCGCAAGCUCAUCCACGAUGGUUGCCUGCUCUGGAAGACAGCAACUGGCCGCUUCAAAGACGUCCUGAUGCUGCUGAUGACAGACGUGCUGCUGUUUCUGCAGGAGAAGGACCAGAAGUACAUCUUUCCCGCCCUGGACAAGCCCUCGGUGGUAUCACUGCAGAAUCUAAUUGUGCGAGACAUCGCCAACCAGGAGAAAGGGAUGUUUCUGAUCAGCGCCACACCCCCUGAGAUGUAUGAGGUCCACACGGCAUCCCGGGAUGACCGGAGCACCUGGAUCCGAGUCAUUCAGCAGAGUGUGCGCGUAUGCCCAUCCAGAGAGGACUUCCCCCUGAUUGAGACAGAGCACGAGGCUUACCUGCGCCGAAUCAAGAUGGAGCUGCAACAGAAAGACCAGGCCCUGGUUGAGCUGCUGCAGGAGAAGGUCGGGCUGUUCGCCGAGAUGACCCAUUUCCAGGUGGAGGAAGACGGUGGUGGGUUGACCCUGCCUGCCCUACCCAGGGGCCUUUUCCGCUCCGAGUCCCUGGAGUGCCCCCGUGGCGAGCGGCUGCUGCAGGAUGCCAUCCGUGAGGUGGAGGGUCUGAAAGACCUCCUGGUGGGGCCUGGAGUAGAACUGCUCCUGACACCCCGGGAACCAGCCUUGCCCGUGGACCCGGAUGGCGGCGGUAGCACGAGUCCUGGGGUCACUGCCAAUGGUGAGCCCAGAACCUUCAAUGGCUCGAUUGAGCUCUGCCGAACCGACUCAGACUCCAGCCAGAAGGACCGGAAUGGAAAUCAGUUGAGAGCCCCCCAGGAGGAAGCGUUACAGCGAUUGGUCAAUCUCUAUGGACUUCUGCACGGCCUCCAGGCGGCUGUGGCGCAGCAGGACACGCUGAUGGAAGCGCGGUUCCCCGAGGGCCCCGAGCGGCGGGAGAAGCUGGCCCGCGCCAACUCUCGGGACGGAGAGGCCGGCCGAGCCGGGCCCGCCCCCGCGGCGCCGGACAAGCAGGCCACCGAGCUGGCGCUCCUGCAGCGGCAACACGCUCUGCUGCAGGAGGAGUUGCGGCGCUGCCGGCGGUUGGGCGAGGAGCGGGCCACAGAGGCCGGCAGCCUGGAGGCCCGGCUCCGCGAGAGCGAGCAGGCCCGCGCCCGGCUGGAGCGGGAGGCCGAAGAGGCCCGCAGGCAGCUGGCCGCCCUGGGCCAGAGCGAGCCGCCCCCGGCGGAGGCCCCCUGGGCCCGCAGGCCCCUGGACCCGCGGCGCCGCAGCUUGCCUGCGGGCGACGCCCUGUACCUGAGCUUCACGCCCCCGCAGCCCAGCCGAGGCCACGACCGCCUGGAUUUGUCUGUGACCAUUCGCUCUGUCCAUCGACCCUUUGAGGACCGAGAGAGACAGGAGCUGGGCAGCCCCGAGGAGCGGCUGCAGGACAGCAGCGACGCCGACACGGGCAGCGAGGAGGAAGGGGGCAGCCGCCUGUCCCCGCCCCACAGUCCGCGAGACUUCACCCGAAUGCAGGACAUCCCAGAAGAGAUUGAGAGUCGCGACGGGGAGCCUGUGGCUUCAGAGAGCUAAGGGGGCCCCACCCCCAUCCGGUGCCCCAAGGAGGAACACAGCGAGGGAGGCAAAACUUUGGGGACUCCAACCUGCCAAUGGCGAGGGAACAUUCGAAAGAACUGCUGACCCCCUGCCAGCUCUUGGGCUCCUUGGACACCUGGGGCCCCCAGGAAGCUGGGGGGGGGCUUGGGCCACAGUGCCCCCUGCUGGCAUCCAGGAGCUACACCACAGAUGCCACGUUUUCAUGCCUUCUUCCCUCUACUUUAGGAAAAUUUAUUUAUUUAUUGUUUAUUAGUUACACAGGGAGUGGGGAGAUUUAGAGGACCAGGGACACGGGAACCAAGCCAUAGGGACCAGGGGGCCUUGUCCUGUAACACUACUGGGGUUUAUUCAGGCUUAACCCCGCGGCUGCUGGGUUCUAGCCCCGACACCCCUCCCCAGCAACACCAUCUUUGAGGAGAGGCUGCUGCGCCACCAGACCCUUCCAGAAGGGCUGUGGGCGGGGCCAUGCCCCCUCCCCUCCCCCGCUAACUGCUGUUCUCCCUUCUCUCCACCCUCCCUGGAGCCCCCCCACCCCCACCCCGGGGUCGGAGGCGAUGGAGUAGAGGUCGAGGGGCCACAAUGGCUCUGUUGGGGGGUGAGGGGAAAGCCCACGGGACCAGAAUGUUUUUUGUUGUUGUUUUCUUUUUUGUACCAAAGCCAGCUGCACGUGUUUUGUAUUUUUAAGAGAUGAUUGUAGGCAAUUAGAAAUCACAGCCUUCUAUUUCCGCUUAUCGGAAGAGCUUGAGGGGUGGGGGGACGGCGUCCCCUCAUCUGCAGUAACGGGGGACCUACUCUGACCUCUUCUCCAGCCGUUUGGAAAACAUGUUGUAGGGUGAGUUGGGAAAUCUCUGUGAACCCUGACCUCAUCCCCACCUCAGCAACCAUGACUGAAACCUCAGCGUGAAUUUGGGGGAUUUUCCAGUGGACCCCCAGUGCCCACCAGCCCCAGCCAUUUUCUGUCCAUUUGAUUGUUUAAAAAAAAAGAAAAGAAAAGAGAUAAAGCAGGGAAAAUUAAAGACCUGGACCCCCACGAAGUGCUGUCUCUCGAUGUCUGCCUGCCCUACGGGCUGGGGCUGGAUGGGUCGCCCCCAAGGGAGGAGCAGGCCGCCUCCCCCAACACAGGCCACUCCCGGAAGAAAGUGCCUUGAGCCCUUGUUGUUGGUGCUGACGUCCACAGAUCCAGGGAUCAAAAUGAAGGGCACUUAGGUUCCAGGGGCUGCUGGGGAUUCCAGAAUUAGAAAAC
This is a messenger RNA of Odobenus rosmarus divergens (Pacific walrus), 4250 nucleotides long. RefSeq names its product Rho/Rac guanine nucleotide exchange factor (GEF) 2 (gene ARHGEF2). Gene Ontology annotation, molecular function: guanyl-nucleotide exchange factor activity; microtubule binding. Lineage: Eukaryota; Metazoa; Chordata; Mammalia; Carnivora; Odobenidae. The record is from RefSeq and is a predicted model, not a curated record. The transcript is spliced from 22 exons. Gene Ontology annotation, biological process: positive regulation of neuron differentiation; regulation of Rho protein signal transduction; cell morphogenesis. Gene Ontology annotation, cellular component: cytoskeleton; ruffle membrane. Bases 23 to 2983 code for a protein of 986 amino acids.